CAGAGCCUCUCUCCUCCAAUCAGCGGGCCCUCUCCCUCUGUCGUCCGAUGCUCCGAUCACUCUGGCUUGUUUUCAUCAUUUCCCAUCCAGCGCCUCUGUGCUUCAGUCGGAGGAAGCAGACCAGCAACAGGGGCAUCCUAGGAGAUCAUAAUGGACGCUCCUGGAUCCCAUCACUGAUCGAUGCGUUUCCCUCUGCGCGGAUGCUGCAGACAGGAGCGGCUUUGUCAGAGGACAGAGGAGCCUUGCAUCCUGUCUCUCCUUUAAAUAGACAGCGUCACAUGCCGCUGGGAAGCGCUUUAUCCUUUCAGAUAAGAUGUGUUUUGGUGAAUGCCGCAGCCUGCAGGAUUUGGAGCAGCACUGGAGAGCAGCAUGCCCACACAGGAGGAUUUAUAAAGCUUCUGGGCCAUUUUCUCUUCAAUCAUCACUGUAAAGACUCCUGCAGCCAUGGGGGAGGAGAGCCGCCUGUCUCAUCAGCUCCAGAGUGUGGAGAGGAGCAUGGUGUUCCUCAGACAGGAGCACCUCACUUUGCUUCACGGCCUGCACCUGGAGAUCCUCUCCCUGCAGAAACGCUGCUCAGAGCUGACCAGUGAGCUGAAGUUAAAGCCACCAGGGAGGAACCAGAUAGAGUUACUAGAGGAAGAGGAGAUGCUGGAGGCCCGCUGUAAGGAGCUGGAAACCCGUCUGGAAGAACAGGAGUACACUCUGGGAGAGUUUCGAAAGGAGCUGGUUCACAAAGGGACCUUGGUGGGAGCCCUCAGGGCCAAUCUCAAGGAAAAGGAGCGUCACUUUCUGGAAGAGCUGAAACGCCGCAGCCACUGCUCCACCGUCCUGAACACGGAGCUUCAGAAGCAAACUGAGGCAGCAGCAUACCUCUCCUUCCAGCUGCAUGCAGCCAAACAGAAGCUGCAUCACCAGAGGAUGCAGCAGAGGCAGGGACUUCUCGCCAGAGCAAACAAUCAGGGGGCCCAGCAGGAAGCUGAGCAGAACUCCCCCCUCUCUGGCGCCUCUCCAUCCUCUCCUGUGGUCAAACCCAAACGUAAGAGUGUCAGGGCAUCUUCCAGGGUAGAGCGGGCUCGGGAGUGUGUCCCCAUAGAGAAAGUGCUGGGCCCCGCUGAGCCCACAGCCAUGCCGGACCCAGCGCUCUUCCUGCAGCCCCGCAGGCACAGAGCCUGCUCCAGACACACUGUGGCACAAAGACAGCCUCCUCUGGGCAUGGAGAGAGAAGACCAGGAGGAAGGAGGUGGGGAGGGGCCUGUGGAGGUCCUGGAAGAAACACCCAGAUUAAUGUCCUCAGCAGCAGCACCCCCUGCUGCUCAGACCAACGCAGAUUAGAGUCUGAGCAUUCCUGCUUUUAACUACCGAGUCAUCCUUAUAUGUUAUCUUCCAUCAGACUGAUUAACGCUAUCAACUAUUGCUCUGUACCCUGACCCAAUUACUACUGAGACUGGUUAUAGCUGUUUAAUUACCUUGGAUCUACUGGAAAUACUUUUUCUAAUAUGUACUUUGAUAUAACCUUAAAUAACUUGCAUAGCAAACGUCAGUAAGUGUCAGAGGUUAGGUUUGCACUGCUGUUAGAUGCUCUCUGUGCCACAGAUAUUCAGUCUGUGAGGCCGGUGAGUUUGACCUUGGCACAGCUGUGCGUCCCAAUCAACCGAGAUCUUCCGAGGCCGACCGUAAAUCAGGCCGCUCGUCCGAGUGUUUAUGUGUCCUCCGACUGAGUUGCAGCUGAAAAUACUCAAGUGGGACUAAAAUAUGUAUGAACCGAGUAUCAAUCCUUCCCUCACAAUAAAUGAAGCGUACAUAAAAAAAAACAAAAAAACUACAGCUUCAAGUUGCUUUAUGAUUUUAAUUGAAAUACAGUAUUUAGUUCCAUCUUAGAACUUGCGAGGUCAUUUUAAGAAACUCUGCUAGAACACUGUUUACCUAAAAUACCUCAAAGGCCGACGUUUGAAAUGGAGACUGUUAAUAAACUAAUUUUGCAACUGAUGCUUCAAAACAUUUCAAAAUCAAAUGUUCUUGAAGGAACAUAAAUAAAUCCUCCUUUGUGGAACUUUUUAAUUUGGUGCAAUCUUAGAGCUCGUGAUACUUAUAUUUAAUUCCCAGGUCCAAAGUUAAAAGAUAUGCAACUCCAAAAACAUAAAAAAAAAAAGCUUAAACGGUCCUAAAAGCUGCUGAAUAGUGAUGAUCUUUGCCAUCAAAGGUAGAACCAGUUAUAGAAAAGUUUAUAUCGCUUUUAUAGGUUUAUAGACAGAGUAUUACCUUUAAUAUGUUUUCCGUUUAGGAGAAAUGCUACAUCAGUUAAUGGAAACCAAACAAACCGGCACCAUUGCCAGGAAUUUAAAAGCUCUCGGUGGCGAGCCCAGUCUGCAUAUGAUUCGCCACAAAAAAGAUUAUUAAAAAAAAGUAAAUUCUGGCAGCAUUCAGGUAGAAUCGUUUGCAAGCCAAAAGGUCUACAAAUGAAGAAAGUUGAACUCCUAUUGUUAACAAAAACACCUUUCUCUGGGAAAUACUUUAUCUAAAUUAAAACCUGAACUCGUGCCUCAGUGCCUGUCUUAACUGAUGAUCUUCAGGGUUUUCCUUUGGAUAGAAGCUUUACAGAACAAGGACACAUUCAGCUGCUCCUUGUGACUCGUUGGACCCUGUGUUUUUCUUGGCUAUGGGUCAGUUUUCCCCUUCGCCCGUUUCUACCUCCAUACCUCCAAACGCUGCCAUGUUAUCCCAAACUCAGGGGUGCUACUAGAAAAAAAAGCACCAUGGCCAUAGCUGACUUCAUUUGGUCAAACACUCCUUUAUGCAUCAUAACAUUAUGAAUAUUAUAGUGGUCCCCUUCAGUCAGCCCCUUUAUAAACUUUUUAGAGCUGUCCCUGCUCAGUUUCUUUCCAUGUUUGCAGCUGCUUACAAACUAUUGUUGAGGCAUGCUAGAUUCAUCAAGUCAUUUCUAUUGCUAAAACAGUACUUUGGUAAAUCAUAAAAAGAUUUAAAUCUCAUUUCUGUUUAUAUUUUUUGUGCAUUUUAUGCUGUAGUUUGCGUUUUUAUAUAUAUUAUAUGCCUAAUGCCCUUGAAUGUGGUUCUGAUUUCUGUUUGGUGUGGUCAAAUAGCAAAUAUAACAUAUUGAUUGUUUAUUGGAGUCAUAAACAAACUUACUUACAGUUGACGUGAAAAGAGUUCAUGACAUUAGCUAAAAUCAUCAGCUAUAAGACGUGUUAUGAAAAAUGUUGUGGUAAACUGCUUCUUUCAUAUCAGGACAGAUGUAAAAAAAAUAUAAUAAAGAAAUGAAACGACCUAAAGUAUGAAACAGCGAAAGGGUGAAAUGACCCUCUUUUUCCUCAGGUGUGGUUUUGUCUGCCCAACUUUUCAUUUAUCUAAAGCUGGUUGUGUUG
This is a messenger RNA of Cyprinodon variegatus (sheepshead minnow), 3380 nucleotides long. It is a transcript of the gene ccdc92ba, whose product is annotated as coiled-coil domain-containing protein 92-like. Lineage: Eukaryota; Metazoa; Chordata; Actinopteri; Cyprinodontiformes; Cyprinodontidae. The transcript has 4 exons. The record is from RefSeq and is a predicted model, not a curated record. The coding region runs from base 445 to 1332 and encodes 295 amino acids.